Formica exsecta is the source of this 1442-nucleotide messenger RNA. RefSeq names its product serine/threonine-protein phosphatase 2A 65 kDa regulatory subunit A alpha isoform-like (gene Pp2A-29B). Gene Ontology annotation, cellular component: protein phosphatase type 2A complex; cytoplasm. The record is from RefSeq and is a predicted model, not a curated record. Gene Ontology annotation, molecular function: protein phosphatase regulator activity. Lineage: Eukaryota; Metazoa; Arthropoda; Insecta; Hymenoptera; Formicidae. Gene Ontology annotation, biological process: protein dephosphorylation.
CGAUAAGUACUUACACCAUGAUUGCCAGUGUGUCCGGCAGCAAAAUGGCAGCGAGUGAAUCUAUUACGGACGACAGCCUUUACCCGAUUGCGGUUCUGAUCGACGAGCUAAAAAAUGAGGACGUCCAGCUACGUCUCAAUUCUAUCAAGAAGCUAUCAACAAUUGCACUUGCAUUAGGUAUUGAACGAACACGGAGUGAGCUAAUACCAUUUUUAACGGAGACUAUUUAUGAUGAAGAUGAAGUCCUUCUUGCAUUGGCUGAGCAACUCGGCACAUUUACUCCUCUCGUUGGUGGACCAGAAUAUGUGCAUUGUUUAUUGCCACCAUUAGAAUCUCUGGCCACUGUCGAAGAAACUGUGGUUCGUGAUAAAGCAGUGGAAUCUUUAAGAAAUAUUGUAAGCCAACACAGUCCUGCAGAUUUGGAAGAACAUUUUGUUCCUUUGGUACAGCGCUUAGCUUCAGGAGACUGGUUUACGUCAAGAACAUCAGCAUGUGGAUUGUUCAGUGUUUGCUAUCCAAGAGUGAGUCCAGCAAUCAAAGCGGAAUUGCGAAAUCACUUUCGCAGCUUGUGCCAGGAUGAUACACCCAUGGCACGACGAUCAGCUGCGUCUAAAUUAGGUGAAUUUGCAAAAGUUGUGGAAAUCGAAUAUCUUAAAUCAGAUUUAAUUCCUAUGUUUGUUAUCCUCGCUCAGGAUGAACAAGAUUCAGUUCGUCUUUUGGUUGUUGAAGCUUGUGUUAGUAUUGCAGCAUUGUUACAACAAGAAGAUGUUGAACAGUUUGUUAUGCCUACACUUCGGCAAUGUGCUAGUGAUCAAUCAUGGCGCAAAAAAUGCGUUAACAAAGAUAUUGGCAUACAACAACUUUCACAAUCCCUGUUACCUGCCAUUGUGGAAUUAGCUGAGGAUUCUAAAUGGCGUGUGCGACUAGCUAUUAUUGAGUAUAUGCCAUUGUUAGCUGGACAGCUUGGAGUAGAAUUUUUUGACGAGAAAUUAAAUUCUUUAUGUAUGACUUGGUUGGUGGACCAUGUUUACGCAAUUCGGGAAGCAGCUACUUUAAAUCUGAAAAAACUGGUAGAAAAGUUUGGUCCCGAAUGGGCACAGAAUACAGUAAUACCCAAAGUCUUGGCUAUGUCUAGGGAUCAGAACUAUCUUCACAGAAUGACAUGCUUGUUCUGCAUUAAUGUUCUAGCUGAAGUGUGUGGUCCAGAGAUAACAACAAAGGUAAUGCUUCCAACGGUAUUGACAAUGGCUACUGAUAACGUUGCAAAUGUAAAAUUUAAUGUCGCUAAAACUUUCCAACGAAUUGGACCUUUUCUCGAACCUUCAGCGGUCCAGACUCAAGUAAAACCUAUUCUCGAUAAAUUGAACACUGAUAGCGACGUGGAUGUGAAGUACUUUGCUUCAGAAGCAAUUGCUGGCAUUGCAGGUAAAAAUAUAUUAUGA